Molecule: messenger RNA, 3025 nt
Organism: Argiope bruennichi
Lineage: Eukaryota; Metazoa; Arthropoda; Arachnida; Araneae; Araneidae
Product: zinc finger protein 271-like
Exons: 3
Coding region: 587-1528 (313 amino acids)
Biological process (GO): regulation of transcription by RNA polymerase II
Molecular function (GO): DNA-binding transcription factor activity; RNA polymerase II cis-regulatory region sequence-specific DNA binding
Source: RefSeq, a predicted model, not a curated record
CGCAUGUAUCAGUACGCCGUAAAAAAUACGUUACUGAGCUUACCACUUCACUCAGAGUUUACCAGAGAACCGUUAUCAGCAGUUAGAAAGAGCGAUACGAAAGAUAAACAAAUUGGCGACAUCCUGACCAACCACAGUAAGAUUUGUUCCUCGCUGAUGCAUUCCUAAAAAGUUUGCACUUAAAAGCUUUAUGUGAAAAAAGUCUCCACCAUAUCAUUUGUUGAAUUUCAAGAUUGUGUUGCCACGAACCUCAUGAUGUGCUAAUGAAAAAAAAGCUGAUAAAUCAUCACAUCUUUCUGAAUAAAAGUGGCAACAAUUAGAAAGGCUUGACUUUUCGAAGAUCCACAGUCCUAAUUUGCAUCGUACAACAUGUCUCGAUGGAAUCGAAGAACCAUGAAAUAUGAAAUUCCCUAAUACAUAUGUUUAGAAAAUUUUACCAUUUUACCAUAAUUUUUAUUACUUAUUAGUGCAUAUGUGUUGAGUAAUGUUACUAACAUACAAAUAAGAGGAAUUUUAUUCUUAUGACCCAUGUUAUAAAACAUUCUUCCAAAAAUUACAUUUAGAGAUUUCCCUUUCGAUUCACCAAAUGAAGAAAUUUCAUUUUUGCCAUAUAUGUUGUAACAAACCCUUUUUGGAUAAAGGGAGUUUCAGAAAACAUUUACGUACGCAUACCGGUGAGAAACCGUAUAAAUGUGAAUCUUGUAAUAAACACUUUUCGACUAAUGGCAGUUUGAAAAGACAUUUACGGACGCAUACGGAAGAGAAUCCAUAUGCAUGUGAAAUUUGUAUCAAAUCUUUUUCCGAUAAUUAUAGUUUUAAAAGACAUUUACGUACACAUACGGAAAAGAAACCGUAUCCAUGUGAAUUUUGUAACAAAUUGUUUUCAAAUAGGGGGAAUUUAAAUGUACAUUUACGUACGCAUACGGGUAAGAAACCGUAUAUAUGUGAAUGUUGUAACAAACCCUUUUCGUAUAUAGGGAGUUUCAAAAAACAUUUACGUACGCAUACCGGUGAGAAACCGUAUAAAUGUGAAUCUUGUAAUAAACACUUUACGAUUAAUGGGGGUUUGAUAAAACAUUUACGGACGCAUACGGGUGAGAAGCCAUAUGCAUGUGAAAUUUGUAACAAAUCGUUUUCGAAUAAGUAUAGUUUUAACAGACAUUUACGUACACAUACGGGAGAGAAACCGUAUACAUGUGAAUUUUGUAACAAAACCUUUUCGGAUAAAGGGAAUUUGAACCGACAUUUACAGACGCAUACCCAGGAAAAACGGUUUAUAUGCGAGUUUUGCAAGAAAUCCUUUUCCCAGAACGGUGGUUUAAAAAUGCAUUUACGUACGCAUACGGAUGAGAAACCGUAUACAUGUGAAUGUUGUAACAAACCGUUUUCGGAUAAAGGGAGUUUCAAAAAACAUUUACGUACGCAUACGGGUGAGAAACCAUAUACGUGUGAAUUUUGUAACAAAUCUUUUUCGAAGAGUUCGAGUCUCAAAAGACAUUUUCAUACACAUACGGGAGAGAAACCCUAAACAUGUAAAUUUUAUAAUAAGGCAAAUUCUCAGCGGUAAUAUUUAAAAACUCAUUAACUGUGGCAUGCGAAAGAUAGACUCCACAGUUGGAAUUUUUGUAACAAAGCCGUUACUGCGUCUACUUUAAAAUGAAAUUUACGAAUCUAUAUAGAAGAGAAACCGUAUGUUUGGGAAAUUCGCAGUGAAGUGUUUUCUGAUGGCGUGGAUAAAACUUGCAUUUGAUGAUCCACUUGGAGACAACAACAAAAUAAUGUGCAUGCGACAUUUGCAGUAAAUCAUUUAUUCAGCGUUCUGAUUUAUAGAUACAUCUGCGAACGCAUAUGAAGAGAAAUCGUACACAUGUGACACUUGCAAUAAAGGUCUUCUGAGUCAUGCUGAUUAAAAGAAACAUUUAUUGACGCAUACGAAAGUGAAACCGCAUGCAUGUGACAUCUGUAAAUACGCCUUUUCAAAUUUGAAAAUAUAUUUACGAACGCAUACGAAAAAGAAACCGUAUUCAUGUGACUUCUGUAAUGUAAGAUAAACUCAUUCCAUUUCUUUAAGGAAACAUUUGAAGAAGCAUAUCAUAGAAAAUGAAUGAAUUACACGUCUCUGGGUUUCAAAUAUUGAAAUAAUCUCUUCUAGAAAUUCUAUUUUGUAUGACACAGCACCUAAUGAAUGUUCCCUGUUAUGAUACUGGGCAAUUCUGAUACUUAAAUGAAUAUUCCGACUUUGCAGGGCUCUUGAAGAAAACAAAACAAAGUAAAAUCGUGUUGUUCUUCCGGAAUUACAAAUGGCAGUUGAAAACUUAAACAAUGCAGUUAUAAAUGUUCAUUAGAAGCACCUCCAAAAAUAUGAAAAAUAUCAAGACGAUACGAUCACUCAUGCCAUACCCUUUCAGUCUCUCUAAUAGCAGAGAAAGCCUGCAGAUGUGCAUGUUUCGAGUUUAUGGACAUCAUUUGAUUGCGAAGGAACAAACACCUGCAGUUUAGUCCCAGGAAGAAAGGGGGAGGGGGUCAAGAAUCGUCCUGCAUGCAUUACCGCUAUCUUUCAAAGCUUCACACCGGGCAUGCAGAAAUGUGUGGAUGAGUUAUCGCACUGCUUCGAUAUCCUUCGUGUUUCCGGACGGACUCGCAUUAUAACUGUAUUGAAUUCAAUUUUCAGUUGUUAUUUUUGAAUUCCGAUAAUCAAGAAGAUUGUUUUCUUUUAACAAACCGGCAAAUUUGGGAUUUUCUUGUAUAAUCACCUUGUAUUCUGUGAAACAUAUAAAUGAAUAUUUAUGACUUAAUUACUUAUUUCAUGGGAAGUCAGCUUAUUAAUGCGAAUGUUUUAUACACAUGCGUUAAAAUGCUUCCAAUAAAAAAUUGUAUUUUAUUGAAAAGUAUUGUAAAUUAAAGUACUUUCCUUUUUCUAUUGUGUGUGCUUAUAACUUCUAUAAGUUUUCUUCUGUGACAUUUUGUACCUUCUUAAAGUUUCAUAGCUGUGAUUUAUUAUUGGGAAUAUAAAAUCUAAUAUGCA